Messenger RNA from Lindgomyces ingoldianus, 1230 nucleotides. Its product is annotated as phosphatidylserine decarboxylase. Gene Ontology annotation, biological process: phosphatidylethanolamine biosynthetic process. The record is from RefSeq and is a predicted model, not a curated record. Gene Ontology annotation, cellular component: mitochondrion. Gene Ontology annotation, molecular function: phosphatidylserine decarboxylase activity. Lineage: Eukaryota; Fungi; Ascomycota; Dothideomycetes; Pleosporales; Lindgomycetaceae. The coding region runs from base 1 to 1230 and encodes 409 amino acids. The transcript is spliced from 2 exons.
AUGUCCACCCUACCACUAAAGGCCUUGUCUCGACUAUGGGGCCGCUUCAACGAGCUCGAGAUACCCUAUUACCUCCGUGUUCCCGGAUUCAAGCUUUAUUCCUUCAUUUUCGGCGUCAACCUCUCUGAAGUAUCGCAGCCAGACUUGCACGUAUAUCCUAAUCUCGCAUCUUUUUUCUACCGGUCCCUGAAACCUGGUGUCCGGCCGCUAGAUCCCAAUCCUAACGCAGUUCUCUCCCCAGCAGACGGGAAAGUUAUCCAGUUUGGGAUAAUAGAGCACGGCGAAGUCGAGCAAGUCAAAGGCGUCACGUAUAGUCUCGAUGCUCUUCUAGGCUCCGUCCGGCCGUCAAAACAAAAUGCCAUCACGCCCGUUGAAGCCGGAACCAGCGGCUCUCGCACCAAGGUAGGCGACGAAGAAGUGAUCCGGGCAGACGAAGAAUUCGCCCAAGUAAACGGCAUCUCCUACACCCUCCCCAACCUCUUCUCCGGCCCAUGGCCUAAUGCCGGAAACCCCUCCGAAAUGCCCACCGACCAAUCAACCCACCCAACCGCCUCCUCGGAGGCUGAGGUCCGCGCCGAUCUCGCCCUCAGCGAAGCCUCUCGUCCCUGGUGGGCCCCCGCUUCCACCAUAACCCCAACCUCCCUCUACUACUGCGUCAUCUACCUCGCUCCUGGCGACUACCACCGCUUUCACUCUCCCGUCUCCUGGGUCGUCGAAAGCCGCCGUCACUUCGCCGGAGAACUCUACAGCGUGUCCCCGUACCUCCAGCGCACGCUCCCAGGCCUCUUCACCUUAAACGAACGCGUUGUGCUACUAGGUCGUUGGCGCUGGGGCUUCUUCUCCUACACUCCUGUUGGCGCCACAAAUGUCGGCUCUAUCAAAGUGAACUUCGAUCGCGAGCUCAGUACGAAUUCCUUAACUACAGAUACAGCUGCUGAUCGCGCGGCGGAAGAAGCUGCGGCGCGAGGAGAAGCGUAUUCGGGGUUUGCAGAGGCGACGUAUGAAGGUGCGAGUCAGUUACUUGGGGGUCAUGCGCUGAAGCGGGGAGAAGAGAUGGGCGGGUUUCAGCUGGGGAGUACGAUCGUGCUUGUUUUUGAGGCUCCAAAGGGGCAGAGACCGAGUCUGGAUGAGGGGUUUAAUAGGGAGAGGAAGGGUGGGUUUAAGUGGAGGAUUAGUCGGAGCCAGAAGGUUAAAGUAGGGGAGGCAUUAGGGUAUGUUGAGGAGGCGUAG